AUGAAGAAAAAGGCUGUGGAUUUUCUUGGAAGGCGGCUUCAGUCAGCAGAGAUGUCCUCUGAAAAAACCGUUGAUAAGCUGGCAGACGGCCUGAAAGACUUGGUCAUCGGUGCCAGUGGAAACAUUCCUGGCUACUCGCAUGAGAAGAUCAAGAGCAUGGUAGAGGCGUGCGGCGCCAAAUUUGUGCACAUGAACCUCCAAGACUGCACUCAUCUUGUUACCACAACCGGUAGCGUGGAGAGAAACUUGAGGAAAGUUGCCUUGGCCGACAAGGAAGGCUGUCAAAUUGUCAGUAUGGAUUGGCUGCUUCAUAGCAUCAAGAAGCGCGUCCCAGCAAAGGUCCAGAAUUAUCUACUGAAAAAGAGCGGGAAGAAGGGGGCUACAGCUGAGCCCAAGAGUGAAGGAAGGAAGCGCGGUCGUGAAGAUGAUGGCGACCAUGAAGGCGUCGCCGACGCCGUCUUGAAGAAGUUCAAGAAAGAAGUUGUCGACACCGCCGUGAAGAAAGCCAAGGAAGAAAUUGCCAAUGCCGUCUCCAACAAAGCCAAGGUAGUGGCUGCCAAUGCCGCCUUGAAGCAAGUCAAGGAAGGCAUUGCCAAUGCCAUCUCCGAAAAAGUCAAGAAGGACAUCGCCAACGCCGCCUCAGAGAAAGCCCAAAAUGACAGAACAGUAUACCGUGCAAGUCUGGUUAACCUAGUAGACGAAAAUUAUGCUGGAAAAGAUAAGUCGCAUGCCAUUUGGCUGGACGAGUCAGGGUUUACAUGGGAUGCCACACUUGUGAAGAUGGAUGCCGAUGUAGGCUCAGAACUUAUGCGCAUGCAGAUCAUACAUGACAACUCGGAGGGUGCCCCUGUUCCUUGGAUCUACCACCACGAUCAUGAUGGACGUUUUGGUGUGACUGAUAUUGAGCAUCCCGACGAUGAAGACGAGGAACACUCCGAUCAGAAGCGAGCACCAAUCUCUUCAUGCGGCCAAAAAAGAUUUUGCAAAGAUUUCAUGCACUUCACGGGUUUGAGCUGGCGUAACCGUAAUGGUGUGCCCCUCAACGGCCAAUGGAUAUUUCUUGACGUGGCUUACCCAGAGACACUCAUUAUGAGGGAUGAUAUUGUCAAAUUACCUGGGCAGGUUGAAGAUAUCAUUAAGAUGAUUUUCCGGUCUGACUAUUUGAAAACCUAUGCCGCUUUUCUCAAGACCAAAGGGUACAAAAUCAGGUCAAAAUGCACCUCACAGCAGAUGGAUUUGCGCGUUGGGCUGGCAUGUCUGGAGAAACUGAUGAAGCUCCAUGAAUCCAAGAUAUCCUGGCUUGCGGAAACUGAACUGGAACGAAUUUCCCAUGAAAGGAUCAAAAACCCAGGGGAAUUUCUUAGCAGGAACAUUGAAGCCAUCAGGGUGGAGCUUGAGUCUCUAAAUUUGUUUCUGAAGAUAUACGACGCCGGCAAGAUCUUGACUCAAUUUCCAACACCUUCAUUGGGCCUCAGUCGGGUAGCUUGCGCCCUCAACGUGGCGAAGAUGGACCCUGUGGACAGCGCCUCAUCGGAAUUCAACGGACUGUGCGAGUAUCUUCACAACUCGUCCAGUAGUCACCACCAACAUCAAUUUGAGAAAGUACUUAGUAUCUUCCGCCUCGAACGCCCUGGGGAGGCAGAGCGAUUUUCUGCUUGGCAGAAGGCAGAAAAAUAUCGUUCAGGCGAUCGCAGACUGUUGUGGCAUGGCUCGUCUUGUGCAAGCUUUGCUGGGAUCUUGACCCAGGGCCUACGUGGCAGUGGAAUUGUGUCUCCCAGCGGAAAGGCAUUCUGCAGAGGCAUCUACUUUGCUGAUAUGUCAACAAAAUCAGCGGGAUAUUUGAAGGCUAGUCCGGCAAAAGAGUCCCUUCUCAUGCUAUGUGAGGUUGAGCUGGGCACCUCGCUCAAGGUUUCAAAGAAAAUCCACGGCGCAACCACUCACAAGGCAUGGCGGGAUGCUGGAUAUAUCCACCCAGACUUGAAAAACGUCCUGGUACCAGAUGCUCGCGCUGGGAGAGAAGAGGACAGGGAGUUUGAGGGAUACUAUCACUGGGAGUACGUCGCUUACGACCCAGCCCAAGUCAUUCAACGGUAUUUGUUUCACAUCAAGAUGAAAUGA
Messenger RNA from Penicillium brevicompactum, 2118 nucleotides. Its product is annotated as putative poly(ADP)-ribose polymerase PARP. The record is from RefSeq and is a predicted model, not a curated record. Bases 1 to 2118 code for a protein of 705 amino acids. Gene Ontology annotation, molecular function: NAD+ poly-ADP-ribosyltransferase activity. Lineage: Eukaryota; Fungi; Ascomycota; Eurotiomycetes; Eurotiales; Aspergillaceae. The transcript has 7 exons.